Talaromyces atroroseus is the source of this 3198-nucleotide messenger RNA. RefSeq names its product UPF0202 protein KRE33. Bases 1 to 3198 code for a protein of 1065 amino acids. Lineage: Eukaryota; Fungi; Ascomycota; Eurotiomycetes; Eurotiales; Trichocomaceae. Gene Ontology annotation, cellular component: nucleolus; 90S preribosome. The record is from RefSeq and is a predicted model, not a curated record. The transcript has 2 exons. Gene Ontology annotation, biological process: rRNA acetylation involved in maturation of SSU-rRNA. Gene Ontology annotation, molecular function: 18S rRNA cytidine N-acetyltransferase activity; ATP binding; tRNA binding.
AUGCCGCGCAAAGCCAUUGACUCGCGCAUUCCCGCGCUCAUCCGAAAUGGCAUCCAAGAGAAAAAGCGAAGCUUCUUCGUGGUCGUGGGCGACCGUGCCAAGGACGCAAUCGUCAACCUGCACUGGAUCAUGUCCGGCGCCGACAUCAAACAGAACAAAUCAGUGCUAUGGGCGUACAAAAAGGACCUGAUCGGAUUCAGCAGCCAUCGCAAGAAGCGCGAAGCCAAAAUCAAAAAGGAAAUAAAACGGGGUAUCCGCGAGCCCAACUCCGAAGACGCCUUUGAGCUGUUCGUCAGCUUGAAUCAAAUCCGCUAUGUGUAUUAUAAGGAGACUGAGAAGAUCCUGGGAAAUACCUAUGGAAUGUGUAUCUUGCAGGAUUUCGAAGCUAUAACCCCGAAUCUGCUGGCUCGCACGAUCGAGACUGUCGAGGGAGGGGGUAUUGUGUUGCUGCUGUUGAAGGGAAUGAAGAGUUUGAAGCAGUUAUAUACCUUGUCGAUGGAUAUCCACUCUCGUUAUCGCACCGAGGCGCACGACGAUGUGGUUGCACGGUUUAAUGAACGGUUCAUUUUGUCUCUGGGAAGCUGCGAUUCCUGCCUCGUCGUGGAUGACGAGUUGAAUGUGCUCCCAAUCUCCGGCGGAAAGAAUGUUGCGCCUCUCCCAGCUCCCAAUCCCACCGAGGACGAUAAAUCGCCGGCACAAAAAGAGCUGCAGCAAAUAAAAGACAGUCUAGUAGACUCUCAGCCCGUGGGAUCGCUGGUCACCCUCGCAAAGACGGUUGACCAAGCCAAGGCUUUGCUCACUUUUGUUGAUGCCAUUGCCGAGAAGACUUUGCGGAGUACCGUCACUCUCACCGCUGGUCGUGGUCGUGGAAAGUCGGCCGCCUUGGGUGUCGCUAUAGCUGCUGCUGUUGCUCACGGCUACAGCAAUAUCUUCAUCACGUCUCCGAGCCCGGAGAACUUGAAGACUCUGUUUGAGUUUGUUUUUAAAGGGUUUGAUGCUCUGGGAUACCUAGAUCAUGUCGAUUAUACGAUCCUGCAAUCAACGAACCCGGCUUUCAACAAGGCUAUUGUUCGUGUCAACAUCCAUCGAAAUCAUCGCCAGACCAUUCAGUACAUCCAACCCCAGGAUGCUUAUGCUCUCGGACAAGCGGAGCUUUUGGUGAUUGAUGAGGCCGCUGCCAUCCCCCUACCGCUGGUGCGGAAACUGUUGGGACCGUACCUGGUUUUCAUGGCAUCGACUAUCAAUGGUUAUGAGGGUACUGGCCGGUCAUUGUCCCUGAAGCUCAUUCAACAGCUGCGAGAGCAGAGCCGUGGAACCAGCCUGAAAGAUGCAGCAGAUACCGAUGUUGCAGACCGCGCAACUGGAAAGUCAGCAAAGAAUUCAGACAAGGGCAUCAUAGGCAGCCGGUCCUUAAGAGAAGUCACUCUGUCCGAGCCCAUUCGUUAUGCCGCUGGUGAUUCUGUCGAGAAGUGGCUCAAUAAAGUUCUGUGCUUGGAUGCAACUCUCCCCAAGUCAAAGAUGAACACACAGGGAUGUCCGCAUCCGUCUCAAUGUGAGCUGUUGCACGUCAACCGUGACACGCUCUUCUCUUUCCACCCUGUGUCCGAGAAAUUUCUUCAGCAGAUGAUGGCUUUGUACGUGGCCAGUCAUUACAAAAACUCACCGAACGAUCUUCAGCUCAUGAGUGAUGCACCAGCUCAUCAGCUCUUUGUCUUGGUGCCACCCAUUGACGAAGAAGCCACUAAACUGCCAGAACCAUUGUGCGUUAUCCAAGUCGCCCUUGAGGGUCGCAUUAGCCGGGAGAGCGUCUUGAAUAGUCUGAGUAGAGGUCAGCGUGCUGGUGGUGAUCUCAUCCCAUGGCUUGUCAGCCAGCAGUUCCAAGAUGAAGAUUUCGCAGGAUUAUCAGGAGCACGUAUCGUACGCAUUGCCACGAACCCGGAAUAUAUAAAUAUGGGAUACGGAUCGCGCGCGCUGGAACUGCUUGUUGAUUUCUACGAAGGCAAAUUUGCAAGCCUCUCCGAGGAUGCUGCCUCGCAACCCGUAGAGAGCAUGGUUCGUGUUACGGACGAGCAGCUUGAAAAUGCCAACUUGCUGGAUGAUGAUAUCCAUGUGCGCGACAUUCGCUCCAUGCCUCCGUUGUUUGGCAAGCUGUCUGAGCGACGGCCAGACUCGCUGGACUACGUUGGAGUCAGCUACGGAUUGACACCAACGCUACAUAAGUUCUGGAAGCGUGCAUCCUUUAGCCCCGUGUAUCUCCGUCAAACCGCCAAUGAAUUGACUGGCGAGCACUCGUGUGUCAUGCUCCGAGCAUUGGCCGCGGGAUCCAACGACAUCAGCUGGCUGAGCGCAUACGCAAGAGAUUUCCAUAAACGCUUCCUUUCGCUCCUGUCCUACCAAUUCAAGGAAUUCCCCGCUGUCUCGUCUCUCAGCAUCUGCGAGUCCGCCAACGCUGGCUCCAAAUUGGACCCUUCAUUCUCGCCAUCGCCAUUGACCAAGGCCGUAUUGGAUGACGCUUUCUCGCCGUUCGAUCUCAAACGCCUCGACAGCUACGCAAACAACAUGCUCGAUUACCACGUCAUCUUGGACAUGGUCCCCACCGUCGCACAAUUCUACUUCCUAGGCAGUCUCCAAGGCAAAGUUAAUCUGUCUGGUGUCCAGCAAUGCAUUCUCCUCGCAGUCGGUCUUCAGCGGAAGAACGUUGACGUGCUGGAAAAGGAGCUAAACCUGCCUUCCUCCCAGCUACUAGCUAUGUUCAUCAAAAUCAUCAGGAAAAUCUCCACGCAUUUCCGCGGCUUGCUUGAAGGCGCUGUCGCUGCGACUCUCCCCGAGCAGCCGACUACUGUAGAUGCCUCUGGUGCGCACGACGAUGUCGUCGUUGAUAAAUUCCAACCCCUUGAGACAGGCUUGGAAGAAGAGUUGCGCGAGGGAGGCGAACAAGUCGAUCAAGCCUUGAAGGAUAAACAACGCGCUUUGAUCGAUGCUCUUCCCCUUGACCAAUACGAAAUCAACAACGGCACAGCCGGCUGGGAAGAAGCAGAGAAGCAAAUCCGACGCGGCGGCGCAGCAACCGUGAGCGUGAAAAGCAGCAAAGCCUCCAAGCGCAAGGCAGGAGAAUCCGCGCGAGAGAUUUACGACCAGGAGAUUGAGUCCAAGAUUCAGAAAAAGAUCAAGAAGGGAACAGAGGGUAGGAAGAAAUAA